This is a messenger RNA of Effrenium voratum, 4716 nucleotides long. NCBI's taxonomy places the organism in Eukaryota, Dinophyceae, Suessiales, Symbiodiniaceae. The record is from the annotation of a GenBank genome assembly.
AUGUCGGGCCUGGCCCUGGCAGCGGUUUCCGUCUUUUGCUUUUGCCGGGCCUCGGCGGAGCUGAGAGAGGUCGUGGGUCACGAGGUGAAUUGGAAGGUGCCAAAGGAGCCCGUGCUCGCCUUGACCCACCAGAAUGGCGACGCUUGCGUGGAGCACUUGGAGGCGAGUCCAAGUGGCGAUUGGGUUGUGACAGCUCAUGACGAUGCCUUUUGCAUCUGGCGAGCGCCCACGUGUUUCGUCAACGCGACGAGCGCCUCGUGCAUCCCGGAGGCGGAACCGUGGCAGUGCCUGAAGCAGCCUGGCCCUGUGAAAGGAUUAGAGGUAAUGAAUCCCUUCACCAUCGCACUGAUAGAAGGGAAGGACGUACUUGUGUGGACGAUCAAUGCGUCCGCUCCCACAGCGACGCUGAGUCACAACUCCACGGUGGAGCUUAUGGACUCAGAGGGUGAGUGGUUGGCCACGGGAACGCAAGAUGGCUUCAUCCACAUGUGGUGGGCGCCGUUCGGUUUCGAGGAGUUCGCGAACCCGAAGUGGAGCUACAACAUGGUGAAAUGGGCGGGUGGCCGGGGCUUCGACAUCACGGCCCUUGCGCUGUGCAAGGGCAACCGCUGGAUGGGGGUCAGCACCUUUAGGGACUAUUCGGACACCAGCAAACUGAUUCUGUGGGACGUGCGUGGGAAGAGUCCGGACACGCCAACUCGGAUCUAUUCUCAGAUCUCACGCAUCUUGGCAGUGGAGUUUGCGCCCACUCAGACGUGGCUCGUAGCGGGCUCUGAGGCAGGCGCCAUCACCUCCUGGCGCCACGUGGAGCAUGAGGAGGUGCCGCUUCGAAGAAGGUUCGCCUUCUGGGCGGUGAGAUAUCUUCGAUUCUCCCCAUGUGGCAGCUGGCUGCUGGCUGGAAACUACGAGGGCUCCGCGGACCUCUGGGACGUGGCAGGAUAUUUUGUGGACGCCCAGUCCCCAGCGACCUCCUUUGAGCUGCUAGGCGGAGGGCGGAUCGCGAUGUCGGCAGACACCGGCCUCGUCAUGGUGGCCGAAGGCGGCAACUGCCGCGUCUCUGCCUGGCCCCUCGACCUUCGGGACUCCCAGUGGAGCUUCGAGUUCGCGGACAACGAGCGCGAGAUGAGAGACCUCUUGCUCUCGCCCAGCGGCAAGCACGUGCUCUCGGGUCAAGUCGGGCAUCCAGCGCGUCUGUCGCUCUGGGCCGUGCAGCGGCGAGCAAAUGUCCCGCUGCUGUCCAUGCAGAUCGACGACAGCCUUUGCUGUAUGCUUACGCUGGGAGAAGAUGAGGUCAUCGUAGGCCUACAGGGCAGCAAGCGUCAUCCAGACACCAAUCCUGGGCGAGUUGGGCUGUGGCACAUCACCUGGAACACACCAGGUCCUAUGGUGGCUACAGAGAAGGCCCUGUUUUCCGUGCCGGGAUGUUACUUGAUCAGCUUGGCGAUCUACUUCGACCCGGAUUUCUGGAUCUGUGGUUGCCGUUCCAAAGUGGUGAUUCUUCAGCGGAGAUCUGCCCAAUCUGCCUCGGUGCUGCGUGUGCUUGCCCUUGAGACGGAGCAAGCUCGGGCGACCGCUGUUGCCGCGGUAGGAAACGGCUUUGCUGUGGGAACCAGCGCUGGCAGCGUGUGCUUAUACCCUCUGCGGCAAAAGGAGGCAUGGAACCUGUCACACUCGGAUGGCAUCAGAGACGAGGAGGACAUCCCUCGCUGCGUAUACCCGGGCAGCGAAAUCAACGAUCUUCAACUGCAGUCGGCAAAUGGCACGGAGCUCUACAGUGGCGGCUCCAACGGCAGGACCUGUCGGAUCUUCCUGAAGUCUCUGACCAUGUCCUGCUUCGACCAGCCAGGCAACGAGCCCCGAGAAGUGCUAGAUAUCGAGUACAUGCUGGAGAAGAAUCUCUUGAUCAGCAGCUCGGCCAACGGCAUCAUUGCUCUGUGGUACUUGGACGUCGAUAUCUUUCAGCAGCAGCCGUCCCCGCUCACUUGGUAUGAAACGGAGAACUACCACAUGCACCUGGCUGCAUCGCCGGACGCGACCUACAUCUACGUCUCCGGAACGCUUGGGGAGAUCCAGGCUCGAUUCAUUGAGUCGGUCUCUGCGGCGGUGCGGCGCAUGCUCCAGUCCCCCCUCUGCCAAAUGAAGGAUGUGUGCAAUACAGACUCGGUGACCUAUCAUGGCAAGGAUCCCAUCGAGCUUCCGCACUAUUUGGAGAGCCUGCCAUUGCAGUGGCUGGGACUCCAAGAUGCCAAGAUUCGGGUGAUGUCGCCAGAGCCUCCUAUCAGCAUGCGCGCGGUCAACCUCUCUGGUGCUGGUCUUUCUGACUGGCAGUCGAUGAGCACCGGUUGGUUUUCUAUCCCCUCCAUCAUCGACAUCAGCGCCACCCCUGCCUACGUGUCCGUACCUAUCUUGCAUGGCCAGGCUGUCCGGCUGGUGACAGAUCAGAACUGCGUGGAUGCCGCAAGCCAGAAGGAGAAAGGGCUGAACUUUUGCAUCCUCCGCUCCGCCCAGAAAGAGGACCAAUUGUGCGCCACCCACUUCGAAUCCCACGACAUGACAAGAGAGGCCCUGGCGGCGAAAGUGACUGGAUCCCCGUUGCCCGUGAAGACCGUGAUCUUGGUUGAUCAAGAGGACUUCAUAGCCUGGCUGUGUGACUGUCCUGCCGGAAGGUUCGGGACCAACGGCUCCCACUGCGAGAUCUGCCCUCUGAACCACUACUGCCCCGCCGCGGGGAACGACACCAGGGCCCGGAACUUUCGGGCCUCGCCCUGCCCGCCCGGCGCAGGCACUACGGGAAUAGGCCUCACUAGCAUCAAGCAGUGUGAAUGCUUGCCCGGCUUCUAUACUGUCAAGAGCACGACAGACCCAGGCGGGUUUCUGUGCAGAAGCUGCCCGCCCGGGGCCUCCAGCUUCAGCUACGGGAUGAUGGAGUGCCAGGCCUGUCAGUUCGGAUAUCGAUCCUACGACUGGCCCAGACUGCAGCCGAGCAACUUCUGCUUCCCUGACUGGUUCGGCCUUGGCUUCAUGAUCGCUUUGCAGCUGGCUAUGAUCCAACUGGUCUACAGCACCUGGCGUCAUUUCCAAGGCCUCGCCAUCAACGAGGUGAAGGUACAGCAUGGGAAGUGGGUGGUGUCCACCAUGGGCAGGCGGGAGCUCUGGAUCUUCCCCUGCCUCGAGACCUUCCAAGUGAGCUUUCGGAAAACGGGGAAUCCAUGGCUGGACGACCCCCAGAAGCCCUACCGAGUCAGGGCGAUCCGCGGGAGCGACCUGCGCCUGGUGCUGCUGCAGGGCGGGGAGGAGAUGAAGGCGGAGUCCUCUUGGCCAGGCUUGUUCGGAGAAGACGAUGACUACGACAGCAGCGAAGUGAGCGAAGAGGGCCAAGCAGUUUGGACUUCACGUAUCCGGCUGGACACCUCUCAGGGCUUCAUCCGGCUCUCCUGCCCCUUUGCGUGCCUGUGCGGGCGCAUCUUGCCAGCUGUGGUGAUCUGUCCGCUGCUCUUCUUGGCUUCGGGGAUCCUGCUGAAACUGGCAGUCUACAGGAAGAUUUGGAUUAUGCUUGGGCUGCCAUUCACGACUGUGAUAGCUUUGCUGGUGGUAGCAGGUGCUUAUUUCUCAGCACCAGCUCCGGCCAUGCACAACAAUGUCCUGAAUUUCCGGCAUUUGCUGCCGCCACCCAAGCUAGUACCACGGGGAGGUGCCCGAGCAGUGAAAGUGGAGAGCAUCGAGCACCUGCUGAACCACUUCAGAUUCUCCAUCGGCGAUCGGGACAUGUACUACGUGAACUCCAACAUCCUGUUGCCAGUCACGAAGCCCACGCAGCUGUCUUUUGCCGAGCUGGCCGGACCUGUGCAAACCAAGUACUUUGUCAGCCAUUACUGGGGUAUCCCCUUUGAGAACUCGAUGCAGUCGAUCAUGAAGCAUUCCUGGACCACCGAGCGGGAGAAGUGGCAGUCUGCCGCCUACUGGUGCUGCUCAUUCAGCAACAACCAGUGGAGCAUCGCCGAAGAGCUCGGGAACGGAGACAUCGCGCAGUCUUCGUUUUACCUUGCUCUGACGGACCCACGAACCUGUGCGACUGUCAUGGUCUUGGACGAGAAAGCGCAGGCCCUGAAAAGGGUCUGGUGCCUUUUCGAGGUGCUGCAAACCUGCAUCCUGUCCCAGAAGAAGCCAGGCUUCGAGGGUCUGUUCCUGUGCACGCCCUCUGGAGUUCUGAACAAGGAAAGCGCCCAGUCAGAUGGCUCUUUGAGCAUCGACACCGCCAUUGCCGUGGCAAGGAGUCUUCGUCACUUAAAGCUGGAGGAGGCCAGCGCCACCAAUCCUGCGGACAAAGUCAUGAUCGACGAGCUAGUGGAGCGAUACCCUGGCAAGCACGAGGCCAUGAAUCGCUUCGUGCGGCGCCACAUCCGGGAUGCCCUGAAUUUGAUCAGGGAGCACCACAACCAGACAUUCGCUUGGCUCCUUCGGGAGCUGGAGAGGUCUGAGCGCUCCGAAAGUGGUCCUCUGGCACCAGGGAUGAGUCGCGCUCCGCCCAUCUUCCCGACCAUGCCGGUGACCAGCGUGUCUCUGUCCUCCCUCCCCAGCGGCAGCUCUCGAGGUCACAUGAGUCAGAAGUCUUUAUCAUCCGUGUGCCCGUCUGGACAUCUUCUGGAGCCCAACGGGGAGGACAGCUCCGGUUCCUCAAGUGAAAGCGAGCACUUUGUAGCGCCGCGUCCAAAGUGA